UCGCGUCACUUCGGGCCCGGCCGGUCAGCCACUACUGCGCAUGCGUGAGGACCCCCCGCGUUUGGGGGGCGGUGGGGCCGCGGUUUCCUUGGAGACCGAGAGGAAGCGGCGGGAAGCCGAACUGCGGUUGGCCGCGGCAGCAUGGAGAGACCGGGGGCGGGGCCGGAGGAGGAAGGUGGCCGCGACCAGGAAGAGGACUAGGAUGAGGAUCCCGUCAUGGAGCCGGCGGACGCGGGGGCGGCUGGCGGCUCGCAGGGUGCGCCCGGGCCUGGAGAACCCGGCCUUCUCCCUGGUGUGACUGCGGAGGUUGGGGCGGGGCGCGCAGCUCCUGAUCAAGCGGUGCCAACACGAAACAUUUCACCCAGAGUCAUAGUGCAUGUGGAUCUAGAUUGCUUUUACGCACAAGUAGAAAUGAUCUCAAAUCCGGAAUUAAAGAACAAACCUUUAGGUGUUCAGCAGAAAUCUUUUGUGAUUACUUGCAAUUAUGAAGCCAGAAAACUUGGAAUUAAGAAAUGUAUGAAAGUGAGAGAUGCAAAAGAAAAGUGUCCACAGUUGAUACUAGUGAACGGAGAAGACUUGACUCGUUAUAGAGAGAUGUCCUAUAAGGUUACAGAACUGUUGGGAGAGUUUACUCCACUUGUUGAAAGACUCGGAUUUGAUGAAAAUUUUGUGGAUCUAACAGAAAUGGUUGAGAAACGACUCCAGCAGCUACAAAGCGAUGAACUCCCUGCAGUGACGGUGUCAGGCCAUGUUUAUAGUAAUAAGUGUAUUGGCUAUAAAACUGCCAAAUGUCUCGAAGCACUGGGAAUCCAUAGUGUACAUGAUCUCCAAACUUUUUCAUCCAAAAUACUAGAAAAGCAAUUAGGAAUUUCAGUUGCUCAGCAUAUACAGAAACUCAGUUUUGGAGAGGAUAAUUCUUCUGUGAUACCCUCAGGACCACCUCAGUCCUUUAGUGAAGAAGACUCAUUCAAAAAGUGUUCAUCAGAAGUCGAAGCUAAAAAGAAGAUUGAAGAACUACUUGCUAUCCUUUUGAAUAGAGUAUGCCAAGAUGGAAGGAAGCCCCAUACAGUAAGAUUAGCAAUCCGUCGGUCUUCAUCCAAGUACUAUAGUCGUGAGAGUCGGCAGUGCCCUAUUCCAGCCCAUGUAAUUCAAAAGUUGGGGACAGGAAGUUGUGAUGUGAUGACCCCAUUGGUUAAUAUACUAAUGAAACUGUUUCGGAAUAUGAUAAAUGUGAAGAUGCCAUUUCAUCUUACCCUUCUAAGUGUGUGCUUCUGCAACCUUAAAGCACUCAAUAUUGCUAAGAAAGGACUUAUGGAUUAUUAUUUAACACCAUCGUUAUCAGCAACAUCACACUCUGGCAAGCACAGUUUUAAAAUGAAAGAUGCUUACAUGGAAGACUUUUCCAAAGACAAAGAAGCAAACUGUGAUUUUCUAACAAUGGGGAGAAUUGCAAGUAUGAGGACAGAAGUAUCUUCACCAGAUAGUACAAAUUUUUCAAGAGAGGAAGACGUUAAUGGAUCCCCACACUACUCCCUUCCUGAGGAUGUUGAUGAAGAAGUCUUUAAGCAGCUUCCAGCAGAUAUUCAAGAAGAAAUCCUUUCUGAGAAAUCCAAAGAAAAAUUUCAAGCGAAUGAAAAGUUGAGUUGUCCACUGCGUACUUCCAGAGGAGUAUUAUCUUUCUUCUCUACAAAACAAAUUCAGAAUACUCCCUUAAAUCCUAGAGAUAAUUUGUCCAAUUGCAAGCAGGUAUCCGCUGUGUCUCCCUGCGAGGCAGGAACAUCAGGCUUAAAUAGCAGUAGUUCUUGCCUGUCUAGCCCAAAAGAGUAUUCAUAUUGUAUCGAUAAUGGACUAAGAAUGAGUCAGGGACCUAAAGAAUCUCAAGGGUUCCAUUUUCCUAGUACAAACCCCGUUUUCCAUUCAUUUCCUAAUGUGCCGAGUGAGCAACUUUUCUCCAAAAACCACACUACAGAUAGCCAUGAACAAACACCAACAGGCUCUCAUCAAGGACUCAUAGAAAGUAGAGAGCAGGGUUCUGCUGAGGAGAAAAUUAGUUUCCCACCUGAUGUAGAUCCUCAGGUUUUCUAUGAACUACCGGAAGAGGUGCAAAAAGAACUGCUGGCUGAGUGGAAAAGAGCUGGAUGAGAUCUCCACAUUGUACAUAAAUAAGCAUGUUCAGAAAAAGGUCUAAAAAGCCAGGGAAGUAUCGUUGGUCUCAGAUUAGCAGUUUGUUAAGCUCUUCUGAAUUAAACACUAAUAUUCAAUAAUACAGAAAUCCAAUGUAAAAUGUUCCAGAUAAAACAAGAAUGGUUACAAGAAGUAAAUUUCAGCACAAAGCAUAAAUAUAUAACAGAAGCAAUAAUGUAAAA
Molecule: messenger RNA, 2366 nt
Organism: Chinchilla lanigera (long-tailed chinchilla)
Lineage: Eukaryota; Metazoa; Chordata; Mammalia; Rodentia; Chinchillidae
Gene: Poli
Product: polymerase (DNA directed) iota
Exons: 9
Coding region: 217-2142 (641 amino acids)
Biological process (GO): translesion synthesis
Molecular function (GO): DNA-directed DNA polymerase activity; damaged DNA binding
Source: RefSeq, a predicted model, not a curated record